AUGGGAAACAUUGAUCGUGCUUUUGAAUCAAUGUCACUGGAAGAAGAUGAAGUCCCUUUCGAUCUGCCUGAUCUACCACAGUUCAGUGCGAUAGAAAGAAAUAAGAUGAGUAUCUUGGGACGUACUCUAAACCCUGAGAAUCAAAACAUCGCUGAUCUGAUCAGGGACAUGCCAAGGAAGUGGCAGGUGUAUGGGAGAGUACAUGGGAUUGCUCUAUCGAAAACUACUUUUCAGUUUGUAUUCAAAUAUGAACACGACUUGGAGGAGGUGCUAAACAAGAGAGUCUGGACGUUCAACGACUGGAGUAUCGUCAUUGAUCGAUGGACUGAGACGCCAGAUGAGGAUUACCUAAAGUACCUUUUGGUUUGGGUUAGGAUUCGCAAUAUCCCGGUGAAUCACUAUACUGCAGAGGCCAUUACUGCGCUGGGAGAUAUCAUUGGGAGAGUAGAUGUGGUAGCUUUUGAUCCAGAUAAACCGCAGACUAAUGACUAUGUUCGUGUGAGGGUAUUUUUUGAUGUCUCAAGACCAGUGAGACGCUCCAAAGUGGUCAAUCUACCUAAAGGAGGCGGAUCAGUUACAAUCCUCUAUGACUUCGAGAGGAUUCAAAAGCGCUGCUACCAUUGCCAGCGUCUGACCCACGAAAAGGAUAAGUGCCCUAUACUUAUUCAGGAACGUCAAACGAAAGCGAAAGAAUGGAGGAAAAAAGUAACUGAGGAAAACCAGAGGAAAGAAGAAGGGAAACAGACGUUUAUGGUCACUAUUGAGAAAGACGAUCCUCUAUAUGGGGUCCUUAAUGAAGACCAAGUAGGGGUGGACAAAGCGACAGGACGGAGGAAGAUCAACCCCGAAGUCUUACAACAGAUGAGGGAGUAUAUUUUGGCGGCUGAAGGUGGUGAGAAACGCAUCAGACAGGAACGGGUCCGGAAAUCCGUCUCUGAUCUAGACAAUGAUCCUAUAGGUCAGAAGAAAUUCCUGCGCCUGGAAGCUCCACCGGUAAUAACUAAUGAUGUGGAUAAAGGGAAAGGCUUUGUUUUCAGCUACUCGAAACAAACAGAACCACACAAUAGUAAAAACAAUGACUCACGAGGCUCAAGCUCACGGGUGGAAGGAGACAACAUUGCUUUGGAUUGUGGUUCUGAUGAUGGGGGAGGAAAGGGAGGUCCAAAAGCUGGAGAAAAUGGAAAUCACUUUUUCUUUGACUGUUCAACGGGUUUUAGCAGCGGUUUCUCUGCUGCUAGCUCUUCCGGGACAACAAAGAUAAAAGUAUCUGGAAGACACAGACCUCCCAAAAAAUUCCGCAGACAAAAAGCUCAAACAAGUAAUGAGGUGGCUGCAAGAGGAGAGGACAGUCUACACGGGGCAUCGUUGGAUUCAAAGAGGAAGGCUGCAGAGGUGGCAGGGAAUUUUUCUAAAAUCGCAAGACGUAACAAAACAGAGGUGGUCCCAAGUGGGGGACUGCCAAACCAGUAA
Brassica rapa (field mustard) is the source of this 1470-nucleotide messenger RNA. RefSeq lists its product as uncharacterized. Lineage: Eukaryota; Viridiplantae; Streptophyta; Magnoliopsida; Brassicales; Brassicaceae. The record is from RefSeq and is a predicted model, not a curated record.